AUGGCCCUGGUGCUGUUGAAAGUUUUACAGACUGCAGCAACUGCCUGCCGGCUGCUGAAUGACCGUGUAACCUUGGAGGGGCUAGAAGUCUCUGGCCUUCUCCAGUGCCUGAAAAGCCCUACUCCCCUAGAAAAGGAGCUGGAGACCCAGUGUUUCCGCAAGGAUUUCACAGGGUCACCCUCCCCAGGUCCAGGGUUGGUUUGUACAGAUUCACACUUGGCCCUGUGCUGUGUCUUGAACUCCCCUCUCUCCACAGUGCUUUGGAAAUUCAUCCAGGGCAGGAAGAGCAGCCGGAGGGGGGUGCUUCUGAUAGGCCUUUGCGACUCAGGGAAAACGCUGCUGUUUGUCCGCCUGUUAACGGGCAAUUACCGAAACACCCAGACCUCCAUAACUGACAGCUCUGCUGUUUACAAAGUCAGUAACGACAAGGGCUCCAGCGUGACGCUGAUUGACCUCCCAGGGCAUGAGAGCUUGCGGCUUCAGUUCUUGGAGAAGUUCAAAGCUGCGGCCAGAGCGAUCGUGUUCGUCGUGGACAGCGUGGCGUUCCAGCGGGAGGUGAAGGACGUGGCGGAGUUCCUGUACCAGGUCCUGACGGACUGCACCCUGCUGAGAAACGCGCCGCCACUGCUGAUCGCCUGCAACAAGCAAGAUGUCACAAUGGCGAAGUCGGCGAAGCUGAUUCAGCAGCAGCUGGAGAAAGAGCUGUAAGUGUGGGCGGCGUUCGUUGGGCGUCUCCGUUCCGCCGCCGGGAUCCCCCCUCGGACCCUCUCUUGUGCGUGCACGGCCGUUGCACGGUGCAGACCGGAGC
Molecule: messenger RNA, 808 nt
Organism: Pelodiscus sinensis (Chinese soft-shelled turtle)
Lineage: Eukaryota; Metazoa; Chordata; Testudines; Trionychidae
Source: RefSeq, a predicted model, not a curated record